CAAAGUACCAGCUUGCAAAGACCUUUCCCUUGAACCAACACAGCACUUCCGGCCAAGCUGUCCAACAUGCGUCCGACCUCACGCUUGUUCGCGACCGUGAAAUCGGCCAAAAAGUUCCUCGAACCCAACACACCCACGGGCCUGACAGGUCUAACCACCCACCCGUCCCCACGACCAGCUCUCAUCUACACCUACCGACAAACCCUCAAGAAACUCGAACAGAUACCCAAAAGCUCCGUAUAUAGACAGUCGGUCGAGGCGCUGACGAAGCAACGGCUCGAGAUCGUCGAGGCCCAACGACCCGAGGGCUACGAAAAAUGGCUCGAGCGGGUGCGGAAACAAAUCGAAGCCAACCCGGCCGCGUACGGUAGAUUCAUGAACGCUGACGGGAGCCUGGGGAGUCAAAAGGCGCACGUUGAGUCAGUGGACAACUGGGAUGGCAUCGUCACGCGGCAGGAUGCGCUGCAGGAGGGCACGAACAGCAUGGCCGAGGCCGAGAGGAAGGCCAAGUCCGUCGGUGCCGAAGUACAGAUCGUCGACAAGGAAGCCGCAGAGGGGAAAUUGCCCACGGUCGAAGAUUUGGAGGUUGAACCUCCUUUGACGAGAGAGCAGUAUGUUCCAUUUCACCUCAUCUACACUUGACCCCUCCCCAAAACAGAGAGCGAGAGAGAGAGAGAGAGACAAGUCGAUUGCGAAUAAACACAACGAAACAACAGAAAUAAUAUCAUUGUUGGCUGACGAUAUAUAUCUUCUUCUCCCACAGGAUCGAGACUAUCGAGAACAAGAUUGGGGCUGGGUUGAUCGAGGAAGUCAUCCAGGUCGCAGAGGGUGAACUUGAGCUUGUGGACGAGAUGUUGGUUCAUCAACCGUGGGAAGAGCUCGAGGAGAAAGCACCGACUGGUCAAUGGGUCUACUUUGAGCGUGGUAACAGAGUUUAGAGACCGCUUGUCUAGAUGCGUAGUCCUGGCGAGCUGUGUAUAUAUGAUACCAAAAAGACGUGACCCGAGUCCAAUAAGCAUUCACGAACUUAGCUUGGAACCUCAUGUCCUCUCCACGAAACGUUUCUAAUAUUCGUACGGAGUAUGCCAGGUCAUACCUACUGACAGCGAAGAUCUCUUUAGCAUGGCUUGGUGUUGAUGCUGUAUUCUUGAUUCCUGAAACUUUGGUUUGUUCUAUUGUUUUUGUUUGGGCAGUGCUUCUACUCGUACGACCGACGGACUACC
This is a messenger RNA of Exophiala oligosperma, 1223 nucleotides long. RefSeq lists its product as hypothetical. The coding region runs from base 67 to 642 and encodes 191 amino acids. Gene Ontology annotation, biological process: respiratory electron transport chain. NCBI's taxonomy places the organism in Eukaryota, Fungi, Ascomycota, Eurotiomycetes, Chaetothyriales, Herpotrichiellaceae. The transcript is spliced from 2 exons. The record is from RefSeq and is a predicted model, not a curated record.